GUAUUAAAGAGGGACAGCUGUUGAAGCAAACCAGUUCUUUCCAAAGGUGGAAAAAGCGAUACUUCAAGCUUCGGGGCCGCACGCUUUAUUAUGCAAAGGACUCAAAGUCUCUGAUAUUUGAUGAAGUGGACCUCUCAGAUGCCAGUGUAGCUGAAGCAAGCACAAAAAACGCUAACAACAGUUUCACGAUAAUCACUCCAUUCAGACGACUAAUGCUGUGCGCUGAGAACAGAAAAGAGAUGGAGGAUUGGAUCAGCUCACUGAAGUCUGUACAGACCAGAGAACCUUAUGAGGUGGCCCAGUUUAAUGUGGAACAUUUCUCAGGGAUGCAUAACUGGUACGCCUGCUCCCACGCCCGACCCACUUUCUGUAACGUGUGCCGAGAGAGUCUUUCUGGAGUCACCUCCCAUGGCCUGUCCUGCGAAGUGUGUAAAUUCAAGGCCCACAAAAGGUGUGCAGUGAGGGCCACAAAUAACUGCAAGUGGACGACCCUGGCCUCGGUUGGGAAGGACAUCCUGGAGGACGAAGACGGGGUGGCGAUGCCUCACCAGUGGCUAGAGGGUAACUUGCCUGUGAGUGCCAAGUGUGUUGUCUGUGACAAAACGUGUGGCAGUGUUCUUCGUCUACAGGAUUGGAAAUGCCUUUGGUGUAAAAUGAUGGUACACACUGCCUGCAAAGACUUAUACCAUCCUGUAUGUCCACUUGGCCAAUGUAAAGUGUCUAUCAUACCUCCAAUUGCACUAAACAGCACUGAUUCUGAUGGUUUCUGUAGAGCAACAUUUUCAUUCUGUGUUAGCCCUCUACUGGUUUUUGUCAACUCAAAGAGUGGAGAUAAUCAGGGAGUAAAGUUCCUUCGACGGUUUAAGCAGAUACUAAAUCCGGCUCAGGUGUUUGAUUUGAUGAAUGGAGGUCCUUAUUUAGGUUUAAGGUUAUUCCAGAAGUUCGACAAUUUCCGGAUUCUUGUUUGUGGAGGAGAUGGAAGUGUAGGUUGGGUUUUGUCAGAAAUCGAUAAGCUCAACUUGAAUAAACAGUGUCAACUGGGAGUGUUACCUUUGGGUACUGGAAAUGACCUUGCCCGGGUUCUUGGCUGGGGAGGUUCAUACGAUGAUGACACUCAACUUCCCCAGAUACUAGAGAAGCUGGAACGAGCCAGUACCAAAAUGUUGGACAGGUGGAGUAUAAUGACCUAUGAACUCAAAUUGCCACCAAAGGCUUCUCUACUUCCAGAACCUCCAGGAGCACCGGAAGAACUUUAUAUGACAAUUUAUGAAGACUCGGUUGCAGAUCAUCUUACAAAAAUCCUUAAUUCUGAUGAACAUGCAGUGGUCCUGUCAUCUGCCAAGAUACUAUGUGAAACUGUGAAGGACUUCGUUGCCAAAGUAGAGAAGGCCUAUGAGAAAACGUUGGAAAAUGCUGUUGUAGCCGAUGCUGUGGCCAGUAAAUGUUCAGUCCUCAAUGAGAAGCUUGAACAGCUGCUCCAGGCUUUGCGCACAGAUUCCCAGGCUGCUCAGGUUCUCCCAGACAUCAGCCCUCUCAUUGUAGAAGAAGAUGCUGUAGAAUCUUCCAGUGAGGAGUCCUUGUGGGAAAGCAAGGAACAGCUCUUGGAUGACACCACAAGACCUUCCUCCCAGAAAGCAGUCAAACCAAAGGAAAUAAUGUUGCGGGCAAACAGUUUAAAGAAAGCAGUGAGGCAAGUCAUUGAAGAAGCCGGAAAAGUUAUGGAUGAUCAGACAGUUCACUCCUGUGAGCCAGUUAAUCAGUCAUUCGAUGAUGAUAGUACAGAAACAGACGAGUCUAAAGAGGACUCUAAAGAUGAUGAUGCGAAAGAGUCAUUAACUGUUAAAAUUGCACCUCGGUCUCCAGAUGGUCGGGCAAGUCGUUCCCAGACUGACUCUGGCCCCUGUCCAGCUGUGGCAGGCAGCAAAGAAAACCUCCCUGUGCUCAAUACCAGGAUAAUCUGCCCAGGUUUAAGAGCAGGACUAGCUGCCUCAAUUGCUGGGAGUUCUAUUAUCAACAAAAUGUUACUAGCAAAUAUUGAUCCUUUUGGUGCAACGCCAUUUAUUGACCCAGAUCCAGAUUCAGUAGAUGGAUAUUCAGAAAAAUGUGUCAUGAACAAUUACUUUGGGAUUGGAUUAGAUGCAAAAAUUUCAUUAGAAUUUAAUAAUAAGAGAGAGGAGCACCCUGGAAAAUGCAGGAGCCGAACUAAAAACUUGAUGUGGUAUGGAGUCCUUGGAACCCGAGAGCUACUACAGAGAUCAUACAAGAAUUUAGAACAGAGGGUUCAACUUGAGUGUGAUGGACAGUAUAUUCCUCUCCCCAGUCUACAAGGAAUAGCAGUAUUGAACAUUCCCAGCUAUGCCGGAGGCACUAACUUUUGGGGUGGAACUAAAGAGGACGAUAUAUUUGCUGCACCGUCAUUUGAUGACAAGAUCCUGGAAGUUGUUGCAAUAUUUGAUAGUGUGCAAAUGGCAGUUUCACGGGUCAUUAAACUACAGCAUCAUCGAAUAGCCCAGUGCCGUACAGUAAAAAUCACUAUAUUUGGUGAUGAGGGAGUCCCAGUGCAGGUGGAUGGCGAAGCAUGGGUUCAGCCUCCAGGGAUUAUCAAAAUUGUGCACAAAAACAGAGCUCAGAUGCUAACAAGGGACAGGGCUUUCGAAAGCACUCUAAAAUCUUGGGAAGAUAAACAGAAGUGUGAUUCUGGUAAACCAGUUCUUCGAACCCAUUUGUACAUCCAACAUGCUGUUGACUUGGCAACGGAGGAGGUGUCUCAGAUGCAGCUGUGCUCUCAGGCUGCGGAGGAGCUCAUUACAAGGAUCUGUGAUGCAGCGACGAUCCACUGUCUUUUGGAGCAAGAACUGGCCCACGCUGUGAACGCCUGCUCCCACGCGCUAAAUAAAGCCAACCCUCGGUUCCCAGAGAGUCUUACGAGAGACACUGCCACUGAAAUAGCCAUCAAUGUGAAGGCACUGUAUAAUGAAACAGAAUCGUUACUGGUUGGCAGAGUUCCUUUGCAGCUGGAGUCGCCGCACGAGGAGCGGGUUUCCAGCGCCUUGCACUCUGUGGAGGUGGAGCUGCAGAAGCUGAGGGAGAUCCCUUGGCUGUACUACAUCCUUCACCCAAACGAGGACGAGGAGCCUCCUAUGGAUUGCACCAAGAGGAACAGCAGAAGCACAGUAUUUCGUAUAGUGCCGAAAUUCAAAAAGGAAAAGGGUCAGAAGCAGAAGACAAGUUCGCAGCCUGUUCAGAAAUGGGGCACAGAGGAAGUUGCUGCUUGGCUGGAUCUGAUCAAUUUGGGAGAGUACAAAGAAAUCUUCAUCCGUCAUGACAUCAGAGGGGCUGAACUUUUGCAUCUGGAAAGGCAAGAUCUUAAGGAUCUGGGGAUAUCGAAAGUGGGUCAUGUGAAGCGAAUUCUCCAGGGAAUUAAAGAGCUUGGAAGGAGUACUCCUCAAUCUGAGGUGUAAUUCUAUUGGUGCUAUUCCUUGGAAGGGAGGGAAGUAAUUGCUACUAAAUACAAAGUUCUUGGAAGCAAUGGACUGUUCUUGUAGUUUCUGCCCAGAUAAGUAAGCACCAUUGAAGCACCUCUUUGGCUUGAUAUUUUGCCAUUGGCAAAAAUUUUUAUUUGAGGUAUUAGAAAAUAUUUUUGUGCCAAAAUAUACAUUCAUUCCACAAAGCCAUUUUCUUAUUGUGCAAAACUGACAUGUUCAAAUUUGCUCACACUAGUAAAAAAGUAGGAAGAAUCUGAGACAAUUACAUUGUCGAAAAAUGAAAUUGCAGAUGUUUGCUUUCCUUCGACCUGGUCAGGUGGAAUGUUCUAACUGCAACCGCAUAGCAGUAUGUGGCUAAAACUUCUUAGGUCUGAUUAUCGGAGGCAUUGGCUUCUUCCUUAAAAUCAUUGGUUAGGGGACUCAGAUAUAUUAAGGUAUGUUUUGAAUGUUAGAUUGGUAUCACCUCAGACUCCUAGUGCUCUGUGGUUAAAGAAUGUGGUUAAAAUCCCUCAAAUACUAUGAAUGAAUGCAAAUCUUAAUGCACGAUGUUGCUGCCUGAAUUGUCUCUUUCUUGCAUGUCACAUCUAAUAUUGUAACACUCAGUGUUGUCAGUUUAAUGGAAUUAAUUUAUUACCAACUACCUUUUUGUUAGCUAAGGCACUUUUCUGUUUUUUGAUGUGGAUUUUGCAUAAAUAUUCUGUAUCUAAGAAUUUGUGAAUAUGUGUCUGUGCCAUAGUCAACAAAUGAUAUACAUCUUACGCAAGCCAAUUUUAUGUCAACCUAUCAUAAACAGUAGGUAUAUGCACAGUAAGAAAAUUCUCUGGAUAUUUUCAUAAAAUUACAUGUUCUAUUGCCUAACAACACUAUGCUUUCCAAACCCAAAUUUCCACAUUUAUUCUUAUUUUUCCAUUUCAAUUUAAUAAUUAUUUAAUGCUGUGUGUUGCAUUUAUAAUAUAGUAGACUGUUGACAUCCAGGAAUUUCUUCAGUGUCUCAACUGGGACUUGUAUACUGGUCGGUCACCCAGACUCAUGCACUAGCUAAAGUGACUCCUGACGUGAACUUCCUCCCAGCAAGAGAAAUUUAAACUUUUUAAAAGGCCUUUACAUUAUUAUUAUUAUUAUUAUUAUCUCAUGUGAUUCUUAUAUCUUAUCAGGUAGAUAUUAUUUUCCUUUUUCUAAACCACUAUAGUGUAGCUCAUUAGGAGUCAACAUUACAAUUAUCAAAUCUUUGAAAACCAAAGGCAUUCAUAUCAAAAAGUCACAAAAAUACCUUUAAAUAAGCUUUUUUUAGAUAUAUGCCAAAAGUUAAUUAUAAUAUUUAAAAAUCUUGUAUAUAUAAGAAGUAAGCAGGGUACUGUACUGACCCAGUGAAUACAAUUUUCAUAAAGUAGCCUUCUAGGUAGGUGCUCAAUAGAAAUACAUACACACACGUAUACAUAUACACAUAUAUAUGUAUAUACACACUUAUAAUUGCAAAAUAUACUCUCAUUGAUAUUUUCUAGACAACUAUUUGCUGAAUACUUAAAGAGAAAUAUUGAUGGGAAAGCAUUAAAAUAUUGUCAGACAUAUUUAAUUAUAUCAAAGGAGUUUAAAUAUUUGGCACUUUAUUCUUAUUUAUAACUUUAGUAUUUAACUACUAGUAAAAAUUACAAAAUUUGGAUAUAUUAAAAAAAAAGGAACCCUGAUGGGUUCCUGACCAAGUUGUCUGACUAUAUGUUUUACCUAAGUUGUGAAUAAAUGGAAAUUUUUCAAAGAGAAUUAUAUGAAGUCACUUAAUAGGGUAAAAAGCCUAUUUGCUUAAAAUUUUAAUGUUAUCCACACCUAAGGAAUCACAGGUCUUCUCCCCCAGUCCCCUUUGUAGUUCCCCAGCCUGCACGGUGUCCCGCUCUUCCAGGCACUUCCCUGUGAAAUCAAACAGGAGAUGCCAGAUUCUCAGAACUCUGCUGAGAUCACAGAUUCUUGUCCAGCUCCACCAAAAAAGGAAACAUAGGCUCAGGCAGUGAGGAACUGUUGAAAACAUUGAGUUAAUGUAAAAACCUUUAUUGAUUUUCACUCCCGGAAAUACCCCUUUGCCAACAGAGAACACUCUCAAGCUGUUACAUUUUCAGAAUGUAAGAGGGAGAUGUAAAUGAGUGAAUUGUUUUGUUUAAUGUUGAUCAGUCUUAGAUAUCAUCUCUUAUACUUACUAUAAAACCUCACUUAAUGGAAUCUUUAGUUUGGUAGAAUUUUUCUGCAAGUGGCUCUUGAAUGAGGGAAAUCCUUCGAAAUGACAGUUUGGUAUGUUUUUUGUUAAAUGAGAGCAGAUUUUCCUGUACACUUUGUCAUGUGGGGCUGUAUAGGACCUGAAUGACUUCACUCACACCUGUUUGCCAAGGUGGUGCCCUCAGAGCCUCCUUAGGCCCCUGUCAGUGUCACAGAGGAGCCAGCUUCUUGUAGCAGAUGGGGUUACAAAGAGAAAAGUAGGAAGAAUUUCUCCACGGUGCCUGAUCACAGCCCUGGGGAGUGUGGGGCGGGGCAGGUGCCUUGGUCCUCAGUAAGCUGAGGUGAGGAGCCCCAGCCGCCUUUCCUGCCCGCUGGGCUCUUCCACGUGCAGAUAAUUCGGGAGGGAUGGAGGGAAUCACAGGCAACAUCCACUUCCUUUCAGUCUCAUUUUCCUGAGGAAUACCUUGCUUUUCUUCUGUGUGUACUUAAUUUUUCUCUUCAGCAUCUUUCCACCUCCCUUUCUGAGUUUCUUUCCCAUUUCCUGGCUUCACAUUUUCCCACGUGCCCAAUACAGUGACGGUUGCUUGAAUUCUCACUACUGUCCCACUGCAAAAUGACUCCUUUCAUCUCUCCCCACCUUAGCGCUCUUUGUGGGUCAUCUAGCAAAGUUUUAGGAAGAAAACAAUUUAAAGAAACUAAAUUUCACAGGUUAUAUUUUAUAAAAGGAAACUUGCUAAUCUAAGUGAUUUAAUAGAUUAGAUAAUUUGGGGAUGGUAAUAUACAUUACUGUGACUGAGAAGAGGUGACCGGUCAAUGUCUAGAUCUGUGCUCUUUGAUAUCAUAGCCACUAGUCCCAUGUGGCUACUUAAGUAUAAAUUAAUUUAUGUAGAAAUUGAGUUUCUCAUUUGUACUAGCCACAUUUCAAGUGCUCAGUAACCAUACUGGGCAGUACAGAUGUUCAACAUUUACAUUAUUGCAAAAACUCUACUAUUGGAUAGCAUUGGUCUAAAGCAUUGCUACCCAAAAUGUAGUCCACGGACCAGCAGCAUCCUUAUCACCUGGGAACUUAUAAAAAUGCGGACCCACUGAUUCAAAACCUUUUAACAACAUUCAUCAGGUGAUUAGCAUUGGCCUCGAUACAUUUUAUCCUUCCUAACUAUUAGGGAUCUGAGGUCUUCAAAAGGUCCUCAGAGCAGAUCACUCCCCAAUCCACUGUUACAAUUGCUUCUCCUGCUAAUCCUAGAAAUCAGUUGGAACUCAUUUAUUACCCCAGUUGAUUUUCUUCUCAAUGUAUAUUCCCAACUCUCGUUCUUGAUGAGCCCUUCCUACCUAGUGAUUAUAUUUUGGAGGUAAAGAUGAACACAGGAGAUUGGCUAACCAACACAGCAGGUCUCUCUCCAGCCCCUCACCCCACAUCCUAGUCCCUGUUUGUUGCUCAUGUGGCAUUCUCAUUUGUUCACUACUUAAGUCACAGGAAAUAUUUCAGAAGAAUAUGUACUGAGAUAAGUAAAGACUAUGUCAGUCUCUUACAACUUGUUCAGUUUCACUUUCUCUUAUCAGUAGAUUAUCCUGUUGACAUAGUUCAUGCUCCAGGACACAGCAACACACAAUUAAAUGAAUCGUUAGGCAUGAAACCCCAAAAAGAUUGUAAAUAAAGUGAAUGCCCUUAAAGAAAGCACGCACGUUUGCUAGACUAAAUCUGUUUUUCUUAUUAUGCUAACUUACCUUGAUUUUCAGGUAGCUGCUAAUUCUUUAAAAGAGUGCCUGAAAAAUACUGGAUCAUAUUCUUGACAGUCAAAAUACAAAUUAUUUGAUUCUAUAACAUCUUUCCCAAUGACUUGUUAAUAAUUUUUACAUAUUGAUAUAAUUUACCAAAACAUUCCUGCCUAGAGAUUCUUUAUCUGAUUUUCAUGAAUAAAGGGGGCCCUGCUUUAAUCUUCAUGGAAGCCAUUUUUAACAAGAAUUGAGGAAGGAAUAUUCAUGCAAAGCCAUGACUUAGAAAAUUAUAGUGGAAACUUCUACACAUCCUUCUAAAGUAAAUCCUCUGUUAUCUCCGACUGAGCUGACAACGUAUUGGACUUUUGUGUUAUGCAGAUGUGAAUUCUUUAAGGGUAUAGCUUUUCAUUAAGCUAUAAAAGUGUUACUAUCUCAACCUCAAUAUCUAGGAUUUCUCCUGUCCUCUCCCCUCUCCCCAAAAAGAAACUCACCCUGCAUUUUUUCAGAUGAAAUUUGGAUAAAACACUGGGUUUAGGGAUUGAUGAUACAAGUGGCAGCUUUAAAACACCAAGUUUUUCAAAUCAGCUGAAAAGAGAGAAGUGAAGUUUCCUCAAAUACUAUUAGACAGUGGAAUAGCCUCGCAGCAGGCCAUUGGGUGCCAGCCUCCCCUCCCAGCUCACCACCCCAUGCCAAGUGCUGUGGGGCCUGGGACUUGUCCCUGCUGGGGCGUCUCCCCAGUCACCUCUGUAUAGCAGGCUCUGUGUCACAUGGGUAGCACGUUGCCUUUGCUACCAGUAGGAUGCCUUCCAAAAGGAACAACCAAAACUUUUAAAAGGCCACGAUUAUUGGUUUUAUAAUCACCAAGGCACUAAUUUUUAAUCUUUAUUGUUUUUUCUUUACUAUUUUCUUCAAGUUUUGUUUAGAGAUAUUUCUGUUAGUGUAAACUAUAAAGGUUUAUUAUUACAAAGAACAGUGAGAUAAAAGACAGCUGGACUGUACCUAUUUGUAUACUUCUUUCUGUUCUUUUCAGGAAAAGAAGCUUAGCAGAGUAACUGAAACUGCAUUAAACUCAGUAACGAUGUUUUUAAAAAUCAUAUUAACAAUAUAGGUCAACAGAUUCAUUUCCUUUGUUUACCUAAGAUACUCUAUUUACAUAUAUUUAUAUCCUCUCUCCUAAUUUUUAUGCACUUCCAAGUUUUAGUUGGAAAAAUAGAAACCAAGCCACUACUUAAAAGUUCUAAAAACUUUACAUAACAUAUUUUAUUUUAGCUGCAAGUUAUUGCAUAGGAAUUUAUCAAUAGUCUGGGUAUUUCAUAGGAACUGCAUUUCAAGAGUAAAAUAGCCAAACUUAAAGGAAUAUAGGGUUACUUUAAAAUGUAUUAAAAUAGGUUUUAUACUCAGUUAAUGAUGCCAUUGAAGUAGGAUAACACAGAUAUACAAGCUAAAAAGGAAAAAGAAUAUAUUUUGUGGUCCUUACUGUUUGAUUGCACUAUUGCUUACCACAGCUUAGCCGUGUCUGUUUCUGUAUUCUAAGUAUUAAACUGAUAUGUAACUAAAGAUUUCUUACAGUUCUGGUAACUGGUAACUAGUGCUGUGAAAGGUUUUGGUAUUGUAACAUUCCCAGUUUUGUGAGUUAUAUAUUGUAUAUUGAAGAUGACUAAUAAAUUGAAGUAAUAUAUUUGACUAGA
Messenger RNA from Miniopterus natalensis, 9091 nucleotides. The record is from RefSeq and is a predicted model, not a curated record. NCBI's taxonomy places the organism in Eukaryota, Metazoa, Chordata, Mammalia, Chiroptera, Miniopteridae.